AUGUGCGCUGCCGUCUAUGUCCUGUCUUCGGUAACGGGCUACGUGCUCACCUCUGCCCUGCUGCUGAAAUGUCCCAGUCUUCUGCACCGGAAGAAGCGAGAGAUGUUCCUCAGCAGGCACAUAUCCCACCGUGGCGGGGCAGGAGAAAACCUGGAGAACACCAUGGCAGCUUUCAGACAUGCUGUGGACGUCGGCACCGACAUGCUGGAGUUGGACUGCCACCUGACAAAAGACGAGCAGGUCGUGGUUUCACAUGAUGCCAACCUGCAGAGGGUCUGCGGCAUCAACGCCAACAUCAGCGACAUGUCCUACGCUGAACUCCCUCCAUACCUCUGCAAGCUGGGAGUGACCUUUCAAAAGGAGUGUUUCUGCGAGGGGGGUGAGGACAAGCGUAUGCCGCUCCUCAGGGACAUUUUUGACGCCUUCCCCAACACCCCCGUCAACAUCGACAUCAAGGUCAACAAUGAUACACUCAUCAAGAAGGUUUCUGAGCUGGUUGUUAAGUAUGACAGAGAGCAUCUGACCGUGUGGGGCAACUCCAGAAGUCAGAUUGUCAAAAAGUGCUACAAAGAGAACUCCCAAAUUCCAGUUCUGUUCAGCUUUCCCAGAGUCCUGCAGCUGUUGGGUCUCUUCUACACAGGCCUCCUGCCCUUUGUUCCCCUCAAGGAGCAGUUUCUGGAGAUCCCCAUGCCCUCUAUUAUGACCAAAUUAAAGGAUCCUGACCGAUUGUCGAGGAGUCAACGAUUUAUCGCCUGGCUCGCAGACACUUUGCUGAUGAGGAAAGCUCUUUUUCAGCAUUUAACUGCGAGAGGCAUUCAGGUCUACAUUUGGGUGCUGAAUGAUGAUGACGACUACAGAAGGGCGUUUGAUCUGGGAGCCACUGGGGUCAUGACAGAUUUUCCCACCAGGCUUAAAGAGUUCAUGGAUCGGAAUGGCAUCCCUAAAUCCCAGUGACCCGUCCAAUCCUGCCUCGGCCCUUUUCAGCAUGUGAUGAUCCUUCGAGCUUGCUGACCUGCCAGACCGGCGCUCCACUUUCACGCCCUUUCACUGCGUGCAUUUCUGCAGCGCUACACCAGUACAGGCGUCUCGAUGCAGUCCUGGUGAUAAAAAUAUUUUCUAUUCAGUUAAAAGUCCUAAAGGGGCACGUCUGCAUUGAAUUAG
Nematolebias whitei (Rio pearlfish) is the source of this 1161-nucleotide messenger RNA. RefSeq names its product glycerophosphodiester phosphodiesterase domain containing 1 (gene gdpd1). The coding region runs from base 1 to 954 and encodes 317 amino acids. Gene Ontology annotation, biological process: N-acylethanolamine metabolic process; glycerophospholipid catabolic process. The record is from RefSeq and is a predicted model, not a curated record. Gene Ontology annotation, cellular component: endoplasmic reticulum membrane. The transcript is spliced from 10 exons. Gene Ontology annotation, molecular function: phosphatidylcholine lysophospholipase A1 activity; phosphoric diester hydrolase activity. Lineage: Eukaryota; Metazoa; Chordata; Actinopteri; Cyprinodontiformes; Rivulidae.